CUGCACGCGAUCAAAUCACUUUCCUUAGCCGCUGGGACUAGACGCAUUUCCCACCUAGACAAAAACAUUCAAAUGUGUAAUUGAAUUCGUUAUUUUUGCAACUGUCAAAUUUCCAACCUGUUAAAAUUAUCUGUCAAAAUGAGGACGAGACCCAAUUUGACUUUUUCGAAACUAGACAAAGAGACGGGGGAUAAAAUUGACCGUAUGUUCGAUAAACAGGAUUGCAUGGUGGAGAUCAAUCCAGGUCGAGUGAUCCUUCCAGCUGAUUACAUGACGAUCGGCCAGGAUAUCCUGGACAUGGAGGUCUUGGAAGAGGACGUGUGGAUGUGCUCAUAUCCUCGGACUGGUUCAACUUGGGCUCAAGAAAUGGUCUGGCUAAUUGGUCACGAUUUGGACUACGAAGGUGCGAAAUCUUUGCAACAGAUCCGCUGCCCACUAGUGGAGCUAUCUUGUAUAAUGGUGGACGGGCACGCAGAGUGGCACGACGAGUCAGUCAGAGGCACAUCCGUGGACCUCGUCAAGUACCGGCUGGCACACCCACGCUACAUCCGCAGUCAUUUGCCCUGGGACUUAUUACCAACGGAUAUAUUGAACGAAGAUGGAUCUGUCAAACCUAAGGUGAUAUACACAUCCCGUAACCCAAAGGAUAUGGUAGUAUCGUACUAUCAUUACUGCUCGCUAGUCCAUGGGCUAAAAGGCACUUUUGAGGACUUUUGUGACCUCUUCAUAAGAGAUCGCGCGCCGUUUGGCCCCGUUUGGAAUCAUAUUUUUGGUUUUUGGAAAAGGCGCGACGAUCCCAACAUGUUGUUUAUCAAGUUUGAAGAGAUGAAACGUGAUCUGCCAAACGUUGUCAGAAAAACUGCCAAAUUUCUUGACAAAACCCUCAGUGACGAAGAAGUCUUCAAACUUUGCGACCAUCUCUCGUUCCAAAACAUGAAGGCUAACCGAGCUGUUAAUUUGGAAGCCAUUUUAGAGAAAUCUUAUGGCAAAUCUUUUUUGGAUCAGACUUCUUUAAGGUUUAUAAGGAAAGGAGAAAUAGGAGAUUGGAAAAAUUAUAUGUCAGAUGACUUAUCACGACGUUUUGACGAUUGGGCGGAACAAAAUAUGAAAGGGACUGAAUUAAGUUUUGAAUAACUGUUAAUUAAUUAACUAUGCUAAUAUAAUGAUAUGCAUGGUAGUUGUAUUGAUAAGAAUUUAAAAUAUUUUUUAAUUGAUAAGUUUCAAGUAUUUUGUAGAUUUUUUUAGGUAAUUAAUGGAAGACUAUUGUUAAACUAGAUUAAUAAACAUUUAUUUCCAAGUAGCCCCUACGAACUCUAUUGUUAAUAAUUAUAAUUUGCUCAUUGAUUAAAUGAUAAUGAAAUGGU
Molecule: messenger RNA, 1364 nt
Organism: Maniola jurtina (meadow brown)
Lineage: Eukaryota; Metazoa; Arthropoda; Insecta; Lepidoptera; Nymphalidae
Gene: St2
Product: luciferin sulfotransferase
Exons: 5
Coding region: 139-1134 (331 amino acids)
Biological process (GO): sulfation
Cellular component (GO): cytoplasm
Molecular function (GO): sulfotransferase activity
Source: RefSeq, a predicted model, not a curated record